ACACCCAAGAUGAAAGACAAACUAGUGUAAGGCCACACAUAACCCUCGAGCACACACAAAAUAGGGGAAGAGUAUAGUCUGCGUGUGUCUUCCGAGAGAGAAAAUCUAGAGAGAAGGGAACAGGGCAGAGAAGCCAUGGAAGCUUCUUUCACUUCCUUCAUCGUCAUCAUCAAUGUCUGAAUUUUCAAAACCCUAAUUUUCUCCCUUUCAUCCUCCUCCUCCUCCUUCUCCUCCUCCUCCUCCUCGUAAAGUCUCAAAUUGUAUCAUUUUUCCUUUUUUUGUUGUAAAAUAAUUAGAUUAAGCCAAUUAGAAUCCUCCCUGUCAGCCCUAAUUCUGUAAUGGCGGCGGUAUCUGCUGUGAAUACGGCGGAAUCACCAACGAAUGAUGAUUCGCCUGGUAGUCCAAUUAAGAAUCGCGGUAUUCUUUCGUCACCGUGGGCGCAGGUGGUGAAACGCGCCGGAGAUUCGCCGGAAAAUUCGGAAUCGUAUUUAUUGGAGAAUAUUUCGGCGAAUGAUAGUAAUGUAGGUAAAAAAACUGCUUGGAAUGUAAUAUCAUCUCCUCCUCCUGCUCCUAUUUCUCCUUCUGUUUCUUCGGCUGGUGGUGAUCAUGCUAGUGGUGGUAUUGUUAUGGGGGCUGCUUCUUGGCCUGCACUUUCUGAGGCUACUAAGCUUCCUCUCAAAUCAUCUUCUUCUGAUUCUCCCAAAUCGUCGACUCCUGAUGUUUCCCUUGCUCCCUCUAAGGGACCUAUAACAUCAAAUUUACAUCAACCCAAGCUAGUUAUUGGUAACACACAUCAGCAUUCUAGCAUGAAUAAUGCUGGACCUACUAGGCAAAGGUCAAUGAAGCGUGGUGGUGGUGGUGGUGGUGGUGGAGGAGGCGGAAACAGACAUGGUGGAUUUGUUCGAGGUCCUCCACCUCCUCCACCUUUGCCAGCAUUUUCGGUUCCUGAGGUGGCCCGGAGUAAUUUUGGCAGGGUAGUUCCAAUAGUAUCUGACUCAUCCCUAGGAGAGACUAGGCCAAUUGGAGCAUUUACUCCGCACCCAAAUCCUUCAAAUGAGCGCCCUACUUAUAGAAGUUAUAAUCGACGAGGAAAUUCAGGGCAGCGUGGUCGUGGAGAUGGGAGGAAUAAUCACCAUGGAGGUCGCCGUGAUCAAGAUUUUGGACAUCAUAAUUGGAGCUCUUCUUCUAGUCCACAUGGAAGGGGUCCACAAGGGCAUGCUCAUAGACCUCAUGGCACUGUAUUCAUGGGUCCUCCAGUACAAGGGGCUCCACCAUUUACCCCACUGGUGAGACCUUACGGAAAUGCAUUGGUUUAUACUGAUCCUUCUUUAGCAUAUUAUCUCCCUCCUCUUUUGCCGGAUUCCUUUAGGGGAAUGCCCUAUAUCACUGGUCCUCCACCUCCACCAUUUCUUGUUAUGUCAGGUGACUUGUGUACAUCAAUAAUCAAGCAAAUUGAGUACUAUUUCAGUGAUGCUAAUCUGGUGAAAGAUGAGUUUUUAAGGUCUAAGAUGGAUGAACAGGGUUGGGUUCCUAUUGCUUUAAUCGCUAACUUUCCCAAAGUACGAAAUCUCACUGAUGAUGUUCCUUAUAUAUUGGACUGCUUAAGAGAUUCUACUCUUGUUGAAGUACAGGGUGAUAAAGUGAGGAGAUUUGAUGAAUGGAUGAAAUGGGUAGUACCUCAGCAAACACCAGAUACUGGCUCACAAUCUUCAGUCGGUUAUGAUAAUCUGACUACUACGUUUCAGAGAGUUUCAUUAGAAGAAAACCAAGACAUUAGUUCAAGUGCAUCGAGGGAACAGGAGUUGGCUAACAAUUUGCGGGUAACUAAUGUAGAAAGCUCAGUUCAACCCGUCUGUUGAAAUCGCUAUUUUCAACCAUUCUAAUCUAUGCUGUAUGUGAUCGACAAAUAGAGUUUAAAUCCCUUUUUGUUAUGGAGGGUGAAUUGUGGCAAUGGGUUUGGAAAAUUUUGUGCUUGAUUUAACUUUGAGUUUUGAGGUUUCACCAAUAGUCUAAAGCGGGGGUAAAGCGACUUAGGUUUCGAUAACUUUUUUGCUUGUGGAUUAGUUUACUCUAACGACUUUACUGAGCUAUUGUCCAUCAUGAUUUAUGAUUGUAUAGUUUUUUUACUAA
This is a messenger RNA of Amaranthus tricolor (Joseph's coat), 2130 nucleotides long. RefSeq names its product la-related protein 1C-like. Gene Ontology annotation, molecular function: RNA binding. The record is from RefSeq and is a predicted model, not a curated record. Lineage: Eukaryota; Viridiplantae; Streptophyta; Magnoliopsida; Caryophyllales; Amaranthaceae. The transcript is spliced from 6 exons. The coding region runs from base 339 to 1859 and encodes 506 amino acids.